UAAAUUAAAGCAAAGUCAGCCUAGACAGAGCACAGUUUUGAAAACAAAAUGAAUCAUUGAAAAUAUUAUUUAUGAAAAUUAGUCAACUUGUUGGCAGUGGAAGGAGGAGCAGAUGUCCGAUGAGCAAAAGCUGACCAGCUUUAUGAAUAAGUAUGGUGUGCCCGAGGAGAUAGCACGUCAAUAUCUAACUGAGAACAAUUGGGCCCUGGAGCAGGCAGGCAAUCGAUAUGAGGCCGAUAAGGCCAAGGUGCCGAGCAGCUCGGGCAUUACGACCAUUACGACCCAGACAUUGCACUCACUCCAGAGCCUGUUGAGUCGUCAAACGCGUGCCAGGGAGGAUGAGCCCGAGGGCUACUUUGCCGGUGCCUCGGACAGCUCUCAUCAGCGUCUGGAUGCUCCGCAGAUGUCGAAGCGGGUGCAAAUUGAUGACUCAACUCCGGCACUGACCACAGUAGACAGUGAUCGCAGUCUGCGCACCUGGGGUCAUGGGGUUCGACUGGGCAGUGCUCAUCCUAUUAAUCCGCCGCCAGCACGCGAUGCUGAGCAGGAUACGGACUCGGAGCUGGAGGAGAACGAGCAUAUGGUUGUGGUGCUGCAUCUGUGGUCCGAGGGCUUCUCCCUAGACGACGGAUCACUGCGUCUCUACGAGGUGCCCGAGAACGAGCGCUUCCUGCGUGCCAUCAUGCGUGGUGAUUUCCCCUAUGAGAUGCAGGAGCUAGGCCAACGCAUCGAGCUCAGUGUUCAGGAUCACACAAAUGAGUCGUAUCGUCAAUUAUCUCGCAAACAAUUCAUGGGCUCGGGUCGUCCUCUGGGCACACCUGCGUCACCUCUUGACCCCGUCGCACAGUCAACCCCCGUGCAGUCGCCACAGGAGCUGCAGCAACAACAGGAACAGGCUGCCGAGCAGGCUUUGUCCCUGAAUGGACAGAUGAGGGUAACCACAAUACAAUUCCGUCUGGCCAAUGGAAGCCGCAUUGCCGCCAACUUUAAUUGCACCCACCAAGUCGCCGAUCUCUACAGAUAUGUGCGUAUAGCGAGACCUCAAUAUUCCAGUGAGAACUUUAUGCUCCUGACCGCAUUUCCCCGUCACCAACUCCUCGAGGACGACGCCCGUACCUUGGCCGAGGCGGAUCUGCUCAAUGUGGUGGUCAUCCAACACAUCAACGAGGACGCAGAACAGUUGACUGAGUGAAAUCUUUUAUAGCUGUUUGAAAAAUAUGUUAUAUCUAUUUGCUACAAAUUACCAAUAUAAUAUUGUGGUGCUCUGUCAAUAGCCUAAAA
Messenger RNA from Drosophila innubila, 1281 nucleotides. RefSeq names its product UBX domain-containing protein 2B. Bases 113 to 1192 code for a protein of 359 amino acids. Gene Ontology annotation, cellular component: cytosol; nucleus. The transcript has a single exon. Lineage: Eukaryota; Metazoa; Arthropoda; Insecta; Diptera; Drosophilidae. The record is from RefSeq and is a predicted model, not a curated record. Gene Ontology annotation, biological process: autophagosome assembly; proteasome-mediated ubiquitin-dependent protein catabolic process; Golgi organization. Gene Ontology annotation, molecular function: ubiquitin binding.